Pseudo-nitzschia multistriata is the source of this 969-nucleotide messenger RNA. Lineage: Eukaryota; Bacillariophyta; Bacillariophyceae; Bacillariales; Bacillariaceae. The record is from the annotation of a GenBank genome assembly.
GCUACCUACUACAAUACCGGUAGCCAGUUACGAAGUGGUGGGAACAUUCUGAUCGACUCUCGCUCAUCAUCGCAAACGGUGUAAAAUAGAUCUUACGAAUUACCAACGCAGUUGUGGGCGACACUGAUUUGUUGAUGUGCACCAGGCAUUAAUGCAUAUCGAUUUUCCAUUUUCCAUUUCAGUUGACCGUAACAAACAGCAACCGUAAUGACCGCUCUUUCCAAUGUUUCGGAGAAUCAGGAUGAGCCAUUGCACCUCGAGACGGACUCUAACCGCGGUGUAGCGACAGCGUCCACUAGAAGCCAACAAGAUAUGGUUCGUGAUCUAGAAGAAAAGGCGAGGAAGAUCCUUGCCAAGGAAAGCGAAGAAGAACGAGCGGCAAGGAAGAAACGAAAGGAAUCAAUGGUCGAGGGCGGUAAUCGGUUUUAUAAAUGGUUCUGCAGACGGUUUCGAAAAGUAAAACAGCAGUGGGAAAAGCAGUGAAUGAGACUGCCGACAAUAUGUCGUUGAAACCAUGAUUUCUUCGCAUCGCUUCUCCAGUAACUUUUGAUGUUGGAAACUGAGGGUAGAAUGGCGACUUCCAAGAUUCCUCCGAUGCUUGAUAAUGGACGUAGCCAAUAUCCAUAAUCUGAAGAAGACACCGACUGGCCUUGGCAUGACGAUAGUGCGAUUUGUGCUACUGCACGAUGAGAAAUGGUAUCUUCAAUACAAAAACGAAGCUCUUGUUGCUACUACCACAAACUUGCUCGGUCGUCUGCGAAUUCUCUUACAAAUUCCAUCAAAGUACAAACAAGCGAUUUUCUACUAGAUCUUACGCUUGUUUAUGCCAAUGGAGUGCACUGGAAUCACGGUCACAAUAGCAAGUAUACCGUCGUGCAUCGAUACUACAGGACUGAUUUGAUCAAUGUUUUUGAUCUAGUAGUAUACCUCAUACAACAAGAAAAAAUCACAUAAAUGAGUUGAAUCUUU